AUGAAUGGACGAGCACCCGCAGCCAUCAUAACAGACCAAGACAGGGCAAUGAAAAUUGCGAUUCAAAUUGUAUUCCCAAAUGCAAGACAUAGAUAUUGUCUCUGGCAUAUAAUGCGGAAACUGCCUGAGAAAUUGGGAUCCCACUCGGUAUAUAACGCAGGGUUGAAGACUGCAAUUCAGAGUGCAGUCUAUGAUACACAAAAUUUUGAACAAUUUGAGGAGAAGUGGGGGCAGUUAAUUCAUAAGUAUGACUUUAUUGAUAAUGCAUGGUUGCAGGGGUUGUACACCGAGAGGUCAUUUUGGGUACCAGUUUACUUGAAAGGUGUAUUCUGGGCUGGUAUGAGCACUACCCAACGGUCUGAAAGCAUGAACGCCUUCUUUGAUGGAUAUGUGCAUUCCGGUACGACAUUGAAAGAAUUUGUCGAUCAAUUUGACAAUGCUUUGAAGAAGAAGGUGGAGGCGGAGACGACAGCUGAUUUCCAGUCGUGGUGCAUUUCCACCUUCGAUGUUUUCGAAGAAAUCUCUACACCUGAUGGACAGUCCAAAAUUGUGAAGUACAUAGUUUACUUUAAUGAAGACGAAUGCGAAGUUAAAUGCAUGUGUGCCUUGUUUGAGAUGAGGGGAAUUCUCUGUAGGCAUGCAUUGAAAGUCUGUCAAAUGAAGUACAUUCAUGUGCUGCCAGAUAAAUAUGUGUUGGAUAGAUGGAGGAAAGACUUAAAGAGAAGAUUCACACUUGUUAAGAGUAGCUAUGAUGAUUUACGGGUCAAUGCAGAUGCACGACGGUAUGAGCUUGUCGUUAAAAGAUGUCUAAGAUUUGCGACGCGUGUAUCUCGAAAUGAUGAGCAUGUGAAUGCAUUCUUUCAUAUGUUGGAUGAGUUUGAGCAUAAGUAUAUAGGAUUAGAGCCUGAAUCCGGUUCAACAAAGUUAAAAGAGAAUGUGGUCGCCAAUAAAGAUAAGAAAAUAUUAAGCCUGAACGUUGUUCGGAGGAAAGGGAGACCGCCAACGAGAAGAAAGGUCCCGAUGGUCGAGAAGGCUACAAGGAAGAGAAAGAAGACACAGGUAUUACAUUUUGCAUCGAAUCUAUUUGACGACGAUUCAUAUAAUGUUGACCUCCCGGUGUCAGAAGUUGGUGCUACUGUUGACGAGGUUGUUAUCCAAACCCAGUGUAGUACUCUAACACAAGUAAGGCCUCUGGCCAAUGAUGAGGUGUGA
Molecule: messenger RNA, 1212 nt
Organism: Juglans microcarpa x Juglans regia
Lineage: Eukaryota; Viridiplantae; Streptophyta; Magnoliopsida; Fagales; Juglandaceae
Product: protein FAR1-RELATED SEQUENCE 1-like
Exons: 3
Coding region: 1-1212 (403 amino acids)
Biological process (GO): regulation of DNA-templated transcription
Molecular function (GO): zinc ion binding
Source: RefSeq, a predicted model, not a curated record